Messenger RNA from Corticium candelabrum, 1329 nucleotides. RefSeq names its product tyrosine-protein kinase receptor UFO-like. Gene Ontology annotation, biological process: positive regulation of kinase activity; protein phosphorylation; cell surface receptor protein tyrosine kinase signaling pathway. Gene Ontology annotation, cellular component: signaling receptor complex; plasma membrane. Lineage: Eukaryota; Metazoa; Porifera; Homoscleromorpha; Homosclerophorida; Plakinidae. The record is from RefSeq and is a predicted model, not a curated record. The coding region runs from base 1 to 1329 and encodes 442 amino acids. Gene Ontology annotation, molecular function: transmembrane receptor protein tyrosine kinase activity; protein binding; ATP binding. The transcript is spliced from 9 exons.
AUGGGUUUAGCACCUCUCCACAUUGCAGUUAAUUCUGAUUGUCUUGAUGCGGUCACAAUUCUUAUCGAAGUCGAAGCAAAAUUAAAGCACCAGACGACAGAACAGGACAACCCAAUAUGUACUCAAGAUGAGGAUUACAAAAUUUCGAAAUAUUUGUCUUUAUGUAAAGGUGAUAUUGAUGCUUGGAACAGCAGCUCGAAGUUCAUGCCUACGUUAUUUCCUUUGUUCGAACAAAACAAUACGAGCAGUCAAAUUAUCGUUGUAGCCGUUUGUGUCUCUACAUCUCUGUCUAUUUGCAUCUUUGCAAUAGCAGUAACUGUUAUAAAAGUGAGAAAUCAACAAAUUGCAAACGAGAAAGACAACGGAAGUGGUAAUGGCAUCAAUGUCAUAAAAAGAAAUGAUAAAAUAGUCAACAUGGUGGAAAGUCGUAUUCCGGGUGUACAUAUUAUAUGUGCAAGUCGACUGAAAAUUGAAUGCUUGCUUGGUAAAGGAAACUACGGACAUGUUUACAAAGGUCAGUGCACGAUGGCAGUUCAACAGAACGAUCAUUCUUCUUCCAAACCCAAACUACAGAAGACAUACCAAAUGAUUGUUGCUAUCAAAAACAUAAUAAACGAAAUGAAAAAUGAGAACAUAGAUGGAUUCAUGAAUGAGUGCAUUUCGAUGCACAAACUUAAUCACCGCAACGUGCUCAACUUGAUAGGAGUAUGUGCAUGUAAAAAAGACAUCGGAGGGCCGCUGAUUGUCAUACCUUAUAUGAAGAAUAGAGAUCUCAAAUCCUAUCUUUGCAAUAAAAGAAAGCAAUGCGCUAUCGAUAAAGACGAGGAUUGCACGCCAAAGAAACUACUAAGCUACGUGAUUGAGAUUUGUUCGGGCAUGGAGUAUCUCAGCAGUUGUUCUAUCAUUCAUAGAGAUCUGGCAGCGAGAAACUGCAUGUUAGAUUGCAGCAUGACAAUAAAGAUUGCUGAUUUUGGAAUGGCUCGUUAUAUGAACGAGGAAUCCUACUACAGGCAAGAAAGUGACUCACCAAUUCCCGUUAAAUGGAUGGCUCCCGAAAGUUUGCUGCAAAGAGUUUAUUCUGAGAAAAGCGACGUGUGGUCGUUUGGUGUGACAUCGUGGGAAGUAUUCAGUCUGGGAAAAUCUCCUUACUCAAACAUCCCUAACAUUGGAAUUGUUGAUCACCUCAGGAGUGGACAUAGUUUUGAAGUCAUUGCCUCGUGCUGGGUUUGGGCUGAACACGAAAGGUACAAUUUCAAGAAUCUUCUGGAAGAGCUAAACGAACUGUUUGAUCGGCAUUUCGAUUAUCUGACUCUAGAAGAAAUUAGUUAG